Molecule: messenger RNA, 1688 nt
Organism: Anarrhichthys ocellatus (wolf-eel)
Lineage: Eukaryota; Metazoa; Chordata; Actinopteri; Perciformes; Anarhichadidae
Gene: plin6
Product: perilipin 6
Exons: 7
Coding region: 1-1392 (463 amino acids)
Biological process (GO): lipid storage; positive regulation of triglyceride storage
Cellular component (GO): lipid droplet; cytosol
Source: RefSeq, a predicted model, not a curated record
AUGUCUGAGCGUCAACAUCAUGAGACCAGCGCCGUGCUCAGAGUCUCCGCUCUCCCAUUGGUCAGCUCGGCGCUGCAAUCGAUGACAUCAGCAUACUCUGAGGUCACAAGUCGUUACCCUCUGCUGCGUCUGAUUGGAGGAGUCGCUGAGGGCGUCUCCAGCGUCGCCAUGACGAGAGCCACGCCCCUUCUUCAGAGUCUGGAGCCGCAGAUUGAAGUUACCAACAGUUUUGUUCUCGUUGGUCUCGACCGUCUGGAGAAAAACUUCCCGAUCCUGAACCAAUCAACGGAGGAGGUGCUGGGUCACCUGAAGGACGCCUUGUUCGUGACGCUGGACGACGUGCAGCUGUGGGUGGUGGACGGUCUGGACGGAGCUCUGGACCAGCUGGAGCGUCUGUCCGGCAGCGCCUUGACGGCCGUCCGGCUGCUACAGGACUCUCAGGUGGGACGAGUGGCCGCAUCGGGAUUGGAUGACGUGUUGAGUCGUCUGGAGGACGCCACUGCCCACUACCUGCCUCUCCCCCCCACGCUGCGUCGUCAGUGGGAGAUGAAGGUGCAGGAGUACGAGGACGAAGACGAGGACGAGCCCAGUCUGUGGACCAGGAUCAGGAGCCUCCUGCUGAACCUCAGCCUGCAGCUCUACCACCGACUGAUGAAGGUCAGAGACCAGCUGGAGAACGCUGUGAGGACGCUGGGGGACGCCGCAAACCAGGUGGGUCUGGGUAAGGUCCUGGAGCUGGUGGGCGAGCUGCUGCGGUACCUGCAGGGCCUCCUGGUGGCGUUGGUGUACCGAGCAGAGAGUCUUCGAGAGCUGACCCUCAGCGGGGUCAGAGGCCAGGCCGUCAUGUUGACCGAGCUGCUCCCCGUACGUCGGAUCAGAGAGCUGCCGGUUCAGAUCCAGCAGCUGCUGGGAGACCUGCAGGAACUCGCCAAGAUCCUCCUGCAGCUGGUGAUCAACGCCACGCCGCUCUACACCAUGCUCCAGCAGCCGUCUGCCCAGGAGGUGGAGGACUUCCUGAACCAGGAGGACAUAACCCCCGACAGUUCGUCCCGCCGCGGCUCCGCUAGCAGUCUCUUCCUAAAGGCGAUGGACGGACGUCCUCGCCGCCGCCGGAGCCUCUACUCCCGCACCACUGCUGGCCGGGGAGGCCCCCAGAGCCCCGACCCCCCCAACGGUCGCCGCCGCUCCAGCGUGAAGGACCUCCUGGCCCCGGAGGCGGAGGAGGACCUCAAGAUCCCUUCCGACGUCGGCAGUGUCGUCCACCGCCGGCCAUCCGCCACCGAGCUGCUCCUCGCUCCGCUCAAACAGUUCGUCUCUCAGAGCCAGAAGGCCUUCGAGUACCUGAGCCCCAACUCCCUCGAUGACGCCACGGAGGAGGACGACGACUCCUAAACGCCACGCUGAGGUCUCGAAUCUGCGGCAAACCGUCGCUGGUCGCACCCCCUCUCGACCAAUCGCAGCCGCCCGUCUCCGUCCACGACGGUGAGACGUUUCGGCCUCAGCUGGCGUCGGUUUGUUCGUACUUGUUCAUCAACGGAGCGAUCGGAAAAGUAUUUUAGUGAUUCAUAUAUCUGCAGGUUUUUAUUUUACUUCUACAAAACAAACUUUCAGAGUCUCUCAUUUAAACUUAAACAGUUCUUUAACUUUCACUUCAAGAAUUAAUAUAUACAUAAAAAAAUUAAAAUAAU